GCUAGAAUCUCCUGGCACGAAUAGAGUUUCGGUGUGACAUUUUAUUGAAAUCGCGGCGUAAUGUAUUAAUUCAUGACAUCAGCUGGUGUUGAGUUUCUUUUAAUGUAAGUAAUGUUUGACUGAAUUCUUUUUGCAGGAACAUCAAUUCUUAGAUAUCAUUAAAACAUUGAUUCAUCCUUUAUUCGUAUUUGUAAGAGUUUUCAACUGAAACACUACCCGAACUCUCACUUGAUGUCUUUAAAAGUUCAUUAUCCAAUCGGCGUCCUUUUAAAACUUGCCUGUGAGCGACAACUGCACUCAAGUCACGCCUCGAUGCCGUUCUCCUUAAAAAUUCAAUCAAGCAAGUGAAACCUUAGUUUCACCUGUCAGUCACUUACACUGGGUAGAAACAAAGCACAAAGAACUUUUAACAUUUCAGUGCGGGCAGACCGAUCAGUCGAAAACUCACUCGGAAUGCGUCUGUUUCGAUUGAGAUUUUAUUAAAUGGUAAAACAAUUCGAACAAAUAAUCUCGCAGUAAACGAAGGCUUGAUCGCAAAGUCUGACAAAACAGAUUGUUUGAAAACAAAGGAUUCAACAGGUUGAGCAGAAAAUUUGAAUUAAGUGCAGCCGAUGAAGAGUGAACGUUAAUCCAGUCCAAUAUCACUGUAAAAAUAGAACGCCAGUACGAGAUUCCUAAUUUGAAAAUAUCUUACUUCCUUUCAUUUCUCUUUGUCGUGUGGUAUCAGUAGCACAAUACAUUUUCUUCGGGGGGUUUACAAAACAAAACCAGCAGGUUUUCUAAUGGAGAAAACAUCGAAACAAUAACUAAAGACGUUAAUUACCCGCUGAAAAUAACAGAUUGUAUAACAAAGGCGACGAUUUUUCACAAUAACCAGAAACUGAAAUUUCUGUGACUUUUUUGUGGUUAAAUGGUGAUUCAACGGCAGUUUCGAGCAUAAUUUCAUUUCAUUUUUACGCGUUGUUCGCGCGCAAAUGAUUUAAAGCUGCCACGCGCGCUCGUGUUUCGUUAUGCAAAUCGCGCGAGCUUUUGUUGUUAAUGAAAAGUGACGUGUACAACUUUCACAAAACAGUAUUGUGUCAGCUGACGAACACGCAAUAAUACAACCGUAGCGCCGCUUUUCUUUAACGUCAAGAUUCAGAAAAACGACAGAGUCACAAUUUUUUAAUCUCGCGGCUGUUAGGGUAAACAGAAGUUGAAGCAAUUCGAGGAUGGGCUAUGGACUUAACCGAUUUGUCACACACGUGGAUCAAAAUUUACUCUGUAGUAUUUGCGCCGGUGUCUUAGAAGAAGCCGUUAUUACACCUUGUGGACACUCGUUCUGCGAUGAAUGCUUACAUAUCUGGCUGGACAGACCCAACACAACUUCGUGUCCCACUUGUCGUUCGGAGGUUUCGCCAUUCGAUGUUAUUCCGGUGUUAGCCCUCAGAGGGGUAGUGGAGGGCUUGGUGGUUCACUGUGAUAAUGAUGAACACGGAUGUAAAAUGGUUUUAAAACUGGAAAAACUCCGAGCGCAUGUACAAGUGUGCGAUUUCGGGUUGAUUGAAUGCGGUGCGUGUGGAAAAAGCGUGAAACGGUGCGAGCUACCAGACCACCAUGAAGAAUGCGAGGUAAUAAAAGACUUGGUUUCACGACACAAGAAGGUAAAAGAUCAAGAACUUUCUAUUGAUAACCUCACAAAACAGAUCGCGCUGUUGGAAGUGGAUUUAAAUAAGACUAAAACAGCCUUAAAAGAAUCCGAGGGGGACGUGCGUCGCGUGAAACGUGAAUUGAGGGAAUUACAAUUCCAGUUGGAAGUAAGAAUGGGCGAGGAACAGGAGUUCGACCCGGACUGGGAUCCAGAGUACAACUACGGUUAUUCUCCUUCAAGCAUCGCGCAGCUCGCAAGUCUGGUGUCGCGAUAUUUAUUGAACAAGCCUUACUACAUUGAUCGCAACCGCAUUUUUAACGCGGUGAAACGUUGUUAUGAUUACUAUCACGGUUAUGCUGGCUAUUCACAAGAUGUACAUAUGUUACUGGCCGCGAGUUACGCUAGUAACUGGUUUACCGACAAUCAAAGAUCUAACUUUGAUUCGUGGCUGCAAAAUCUGGCGCGAGAAAGGUUUUUGAUCUCCGGCUAGCCUGAAUGUCAAAGUUCCAAAUCAUAUUCGUCUCAACGAUUUCAGGCGGUAAAAUUUGCAUUUUUCGUGACUAAAAUUAAAACGAAUUUCUAUGUUCUAGUACGGUAUUUUAGGCCAAUGCAUUGCUGUAAUUGUACUAAUAUUUAUUGUUAGAAUUUGCGAUCGCUUUAAAUCCUACUCAAAGAAAAUGAUUAAUCGUUGUCAAGCUUAUAUCGUUACAAAUUAUUCAACUAAACGAUAUAGCGCUGUGGUCAUGGAUUGUUAAUAAUACGAAAUGAAGAGAAAUUGUCCCUAAAAGCAUGAUGCUUUUCUGUCUCCACAAUGCGAAAACAAAGGGAAAUAAAUGCGCGAUAUGUUUUGAAUGAAAAGAGAAUUUAAUUGCAGUCCUUACAAAUGAGGCAAAGGUGUUUUCCGCGUUGUCGGCCAUGAAAGACUCGGCUUCUUGAAAAAACAAACAACUUUAUACCCUGUGGCAUCAGUCUCUUGGAAACACUCGCAAAGUACUAAAAAAACAAGAGGAAAAAAGGAAAAAAAGAUAACAAAUGUUUAGUCCUUUCUUCGUCAUUUUUUAGCAUGCCGAGAAAAAUUUCCACGCAACGAGUUUUAAGAAAAAAAACUCACCCUGAAUUUGUCAUGGGUUUUUAUACUCAUAAUCACAGAAUUUCAUCUUAUCCCAAAUAAUUAAUAAUCUGAAUUACAAAAUACAUUCGCAGCUGUAAACUUGUCAGGAUUUCUAAAGAUCGCGAGAUAAAAAAAUAAUAAUAAUAAUAAUAAGCAAAAAAAAAAACGAAAAGAGAGUGAUUAGGUAAUUGUAUUUAAAAUACAAUAUGUGACAGCGCGCGUCGGUUUGAUGUUCCGUCCGGUUUUCAGCGACAUCGAAACCGGCUUUUAGGUCAAGCGAAAUUGUUUUUAAGGUUCAAAACAUUAUCGAACAAUAGCUUCUACAGAAACGGUCAGAAAAAACGCCGAAUAACAACCUCAUAUUGAAUAUUAAAGCUCGCUGAAAAAAUGUUAACUGGCUUGUGGC
This is a messenger RNA of Orbicella faveolata, 3147 nucleotides long. Its product is annotated as E3 ubiquitin-protein ligase NRDP1-like. Gene Ontology annotation, cellular component: plasma membrane signaling receptor complex. NCBI's taxonomy places the organism in Eukaryota, Metazoa, Cnidaria, Anthozoa, Scleractinia, Merulinidae. Gene Ontology annotation, biological process: regulation of canonical NF-kappaB signal transduction. The record is from RefSeq and is a predicted model, not a curated record.